ACCAAACUCCAAACCCCUCUCUCUCUUUCGAUUUCCAAACCCUAAUUUUGAGGUCCAGAGAGACCUGAAAAAGCCUGAGCUCGCAUUCAAGGCGGGCAGUAUACGGAGGAGAGAUAUAGAGCUCCUUUAAUGGCGUCCCUCCAAUGCAAGCAGCUGGCUGCUAUCAAUCUCUCUUCACAGUCCUCCCACUGUUGCCUACAAAUCCUGACCUAAUAAAUCACCAAGCUCCCUGUCACCCUUCAUUGAAUUCAAACACCCACCCAGAAUAACGAAUUUUGAUUUUUCUUUCUUCUUCUUCUUCGUAUCUGAUUCGCCCGAGCUCAAAAGUCUCCCUACCUUCUCCUUUCAUAUUGAUUCUUGCAUCUAUAAAACGGCGAAGAUUUCAGCAGCCAGAGGUUUGUAAGAUGUUAGAGCCUUGCCUGAUUACUACAACGACUGCGACUACUCUCCCGCGUGACUCAGACAGUUCAAUGAGCAGUGACACCUGCAGCAGCUUCAGCCGCCUCUCCUUCGACGCAACCGCCACCUUAACCGCCGGCAGCGACUUCUUCGGCACCGAGAAUCUCGCCCUGAAGCCGCACCGCUCCUCCGACUUCGCCUACUCCGUCAUUCGCGCCAAGAAAUCCAGCCUCACUUACCGCGACUUCCGCCUCCACCGCCGCAUCGGCUCCGGCGACAUCGGCACCGUCUAUCUCUGCAGCCUCCGCUCCUCUGCUGACUCAUCCUCACCACCGUCAUGCGUCUACGCCAUGAAAGUCGUCGACAAAGAGGCCUUGGCCCUCAAGAAGAAGGAACCCAGAGCCGAGAUGGAGCGCAAGAUCCUCAAAAUGCUAGACCAUCCUUUCCUCCCCACACUUUACGCCGAGUUCGAAGCCUCGCAUUUCUCCUGCAUCGUCAUGGAGUACUGCUCCGGCGGCGACUUGCACUCCCUCCGCCAUAAACAGCCCAACCAACGCUUCUCUCUCACCUCAGCAAGGUUCUAUGCUGCUGAGGUCCUGGUGGCUUUGGAGUACCUCCACAUGUUGGGCAUCAUCUACAGAGACUUGAAACCGGAGAACGUGCUCGUCAGAUCCGACGGUCACAUCAUGCUCUCCGACUUCGACCUCUCUCUCUGCUGCGACGCAAUCCCCGCCGUUGAAUCACCUGACUCCUCACCGUUCCCAGGCUCUUUCUCGACCCCAUCGUACACCCGCCCGCACCCGAGCACUCUCACUCCCUUCUCCUGCCUCUCGAACCGCCUCUUCCGGUCGAGGAAGGUCCGGACUUUAUCUCCGAACCGCCUCUUCGUGGCCGAGCCGGUCGCCGCGCGGUCGUGCUCUUUCGUCGGGACGCAUGAAUACGUGGCGCCGGAGGUUGCCUCCGGUAGGUCCCACGGAAACGCCGUUGACUGGUGGGCGUAUGGGAUCUUCCUCUACGAGAUGAUCUACGGGCGGACGCCGUUCGCGGCUCCAUCGAAUGAGACUACGCUGCGGAGUAUUGUGAAAAGUCCUCUAUCUUUUCCCACGUCCGCGCCCGUCAACGCGCUUGAGGGGCACGCGCGGGAUUUGAUAUCCGGGUUGCUGAACAAGGACCCGGAGCGGCGGCUCGGGUCGAAGCGCGGGGCGGCUGACGUCAAGAAGCAUCCGUUCUUCAAGGGGAUCAACUUGGCGCUGAUACGGUCGUUCUCGCCGCCGAUGAUCCCGGGUCUGAGAAGGCAGAAUACGACGCCGUAUUACCACGCCAAGUCUGAUCAGAAUAAAAAUAACGGGCAGUCCGGGGCGUUUGAUUACUUUUGAGGAGGGCUAACGGCGUGAUGUGCGCCACGUGUUUGUGACCGUCUUGCCAGAUUUUGUCACUGGCGGGUGACUGGUGACAGUUGUGUAUAUUCUCGGAGCUGUCACUCUAUUUUUUCUUUUCUUAGCUAAUAUUUAGGUAAAUAUAUGAGAAAAAAUGAGCGGAAAAAAAAAAUCAUGGUGCGAGGUUCCAUUAGCUACUAUCUACAAUGAUGAACAAUAUGGGAUUAC
This is a messenger RNA of Argentina anserina (silverweed cinquefoil), 2003 nucleotides long. RefSeq names its product protein kinase PINOID. Gene Ontology annotation, biological process: protein phosphorylation. Lineage: Eukaryota; Viridiplantae; Streptophyta; Magnoliopsida; Rosales; Rosaceae. The transcript has 2 exons. The coding region runs from base 405 to 1775 and encodes 456 amino acids. Gene Ontology annotation, cellular component: nucleus; plasma membrane; cytoplasm. Gene Ontology annotation, molecular function: protein serine/threonine kinase activity; ATP binding. The record is from RefSeq and is a predicted model, not a curated record.